Messenger RNA from Meloidogyne enterolobii, 1122 nucleotides. NCBI's taxonomy places the organism in Eukaryota, Metazoa, Nematoda, Chromadorea, Rhabditida, Meloidogynidae. The record is from the annotation of a GenBank genome assembly.
AUGCAUCAUAGUUAUGUACAAAAAUAUUUAGAAAUGUAUGCUAAACAUUUUGAUUUGAUUAAAUAUAUUCAUUUUAAUACUGAAGUGAUCGAGGUCCGUAGGGUUGAAGGGGAUGAUCAAACCAGCUUAACAAAAUGGAGUGUUUCCCUCUCCAAUGGAAUUACAAAAAUAUAUUCUGCUGUGCUAAUAUGUACCGGCCAUCAUUGUGAACCGCGUAUUCCUACCGAAAUUAAUGGCCUAACCACAUUCAAAGGAAGAAUUUUACACUCUAAACACUAUAAUGAUUAUAAAGGUUUUGAAAAUAAACGUGUAAUGUUGGUUGGUAUAGGAAAUUCUUCGUUGGAUAUAGCUGUGGAGUUGGCUGGGAUUGCUAAGAAUGUUGUAAUAUCUACACGUAGAGGUACAUGGCUAUUUAAUAGAAUAACUCAAAAAGGAUUACCCUAUGAUGUGGUUUAUCAAAGUCGUUUUUAUGAUUGGUUAAUGAGAACAGUUCCUUGGAGUAUUGCAAAUGAUUUUCAUGAAUGGAGGAUGCAACAGAAAACUGAUCACGAUUUAUAUGGCCUACGACCUCCACAUCGUUUUUUCCAACAACACCCAGCUGUUAACGAUGCCCUAACAAAUUUAUUAGCCAGUGGCCGCGACGAUAUAAAUUAUAUUAAUGAAUAUUGUGUUUAUACAAAGGAUGGGCGUUGUUAUGAAAUGGAUGUGAUCAUUUUGUGUACUGGAUAUUCUUUUGGAUUUCCUUUUAUUAAACCGCCUGGACUUAUAACUGUGACGGAAGACAAUCAAGUUGAUCUUUAUAAACUCAUCCUACCACCCUCACCAGCAGCAAAAGGCUUAGCUGUUAUUGGAUUAGUACAGCCAAUUGGAAGUGUUUCUCCUAUAGCAGAAAUGCAAGCUCGUUGGGUAACCUCAAUCCUUGCUAAAGGGCUUAAUUCUUUACCGGGUGAAACGAAAAUGAGAGAGGAAAUAGCCUAUAGACGUGAGAGAAUGCGCAGACAAUAUUUUGAGUCAGCUAAACAUACAAUACAGGUGAAUACCUAUAAUAUUUUCCAUAGAAAUAUGAACCUGAAAUCAGAACUUGAAUUAAAUCAGAAUUAUGCAUUAUUAUAUCAUUUAUAA